GAUGCUUGUGGCUGACCGUGUCUCCCUCGAGAAGUGUGCUCUGGUGAUUCACCAGCGUGGGGAGCGGGUUGGCUGCCGGGGGACGAGUGAAAGGCCGACAUGGACAGCCGCUUGCAGGAGAUCCGCGAGCGGCAGAAGCUACGGCGACAGCUCCUCGCACAGCAGUUGGGAGCAGAAAGUGCUGACAGCAUUGGUGCUGUGCUAAACAGCAAGGAAGAGCAGAGAGAAAUUGCUGAAACAAGAGAAACUUGCAGGGCUUCCUAUGACACCUCCGCUCCCAGUGCAAAGCGUAAGUGCUUAGAAGAAGGAGAGACAGAUGAUGACAAAGUAGAAGAAUAUAAGGAUGAAUUAGAAAUGCAACAGGAGGAAGAAAAUUUGCCAUAUGAAGAAGAGAUUUACAAAGAUUCUAGUACUUUUCUUAAGGGAACACAGAGCUUGAAUCCCCACAAUGACUACUGCCAACAUUUUGUAGACACUGGACACAGGCCUCAGAAUUUCAUCAGGGAUGUAGGGUUGGCUGAUAGAUUUGAAGAAUACCCUAAGCUGAGGGAGCUCAUCAGGCUGAAGGAUGAGCUGAUCGCCAAGUCUAACACGCCCCCCAUGUACUUACAAGCAGAUAUAGAAGCAUUUGACAUCAGAGAACUAACCCCAAAAUUUGACGUGAUUCUUCUGGAACCUCCUUUAGAAGAAUAUUACAGAGAGACUGGUAUCACUGCUAAUGAGAAAUGCUGGACUUGGGAUGAUAUUAUGAAGUUAGAAAUUGAUGAGAUUGCAGCCCCCCGAUCAUUUAUAUUUCUUUGGUGUGGUUCCGGGGAAGGAUUGGACCUUGGCAGAGUGUGUUUACGCAAGUGGGGUUACAGAAGAUGUGAAGAUAUUUGUUGGAUUAAAACCAAUAAAAACAAUCCUGGGAAAACUAAGACUUUAGACCCAAAGGCCGUCUUCCAGAGAACAAAGGAACACUGCCUAAUGGGGAUCAAAGGAACGGUGAAGCGUAGCACAGACGGGGACUUUAUCCACGCCAAUGUUGAUAUUGACCUGAUUAUCACAGAGGAACCUGAAAUUGGCAACAUAGAAAAACCUGUAGAAAUUUUUCAUAUAAUUGAGCAUUUCUGUCUUGGUAGAAGACGCCUUCAUCUGUUUGGAAGAGAUAGUACAAUUCGACCAGGCUGGCUCACAGUUGGACCAACGCUGACAAACAGCAACUACAAUGCAGAGACCUACGCGUCCUAUUUCAGCGCCCCCAAUUCCUAUUUGACUGGAUGCACAGAGGAAAUUGAGAGACUGCGACCCAAAUCUCCACCGCCCAAGUCUAAAUCUGAUCGGGGAGGUGGUGCUCCCCGGGGUGGUGGAAGGGGUGGGACUUCUGCUGGCCGGGGGCGAGAGAGGAAUCGCUCUAACUUCCGAGGGGAGCGAGGCGGCUUCCGAGGCGGCCGUGGAGGGGCGCACAGGGGCGGCUUUCCCCCUCGGUAGGCCAGGACCCUGUCCACUGACUGCCCUCCUGCCCUUGAUUGCAGUUUGAAUUUCUAGUGACAGACUUCCUUCAGAACUCCCUUCCAGCUCGCACGAUGUUUUCAGUUCUCUGAACAGCCAGCAAUGUCUUUCUUGGUUUCCCUUGGGGUAGUCAAACUCUGGAUUUGCUACGAAUGGGGAGUGUGUCUAUUAAGCUCAGGUCAUGGAACACAGUGGGACAACGCAGAUUGCUUCGUCUCCAGAGACAAAACUUGUUCUGAUGGACUCUUAACUGCAAGGACUUUGGCUUUUUGAAGUAGGUGACCAGGGAAGAAGUUGGCAGUGGGUGCUGUCUCCUGGGCUCCUGGAGCUGAUCAGGCCUUGGUGGGUGAAGCUGAGACAGGCGGCAAGUGGUGGUCAGGGCGGUGGUGUUCCCCUGAAGAGGCUGUAAAGACAGUGGACCUUUUCUUUUUCCUUUCUUUCUUAAAUCUUAAGUAAACUCAAAAGACAAUUUGGGCACUGAAGAAAUUGAGGGACUGUGAACAAAAUCACCUCCUAAAAUCUAAAUCUGAGGGGGAGGUGAAGUUCUCGGGCCCCGGGUAAAGGAAAGUUGGAACUUAGUUGACAAAUUUCAUCUUCUCUCCACCUGCCCCCUGGAUAAACCAGUGAGAAAGCUCAGCAGCAGCAUUUCAACUGUGGAACCGUAUGUUAGUCAAGAUCCUCAUCUUCCUAAGCAGCAAACAAAGACAAACAUCCAAGUACUAGAGCUCUGCUGUGAACCUGCUUGGGUUGACCCUCAGAGCAGGUUCAUGAUCCUCGGCAGAAGUCAGAGGCAGCAGCAGAGACAAUUGGUUAUCUGGUGCUUGGCUGAAACAGUUUGGGGAAUUAAGUACUUGAUGAGGCAACCCUAUACAUCUUUAAAUUAACCUUGUUUUGGAAGAAAUAGUAAUAUGCAGGCACUUACAGAAAGCCCUGACCUCAGAGUACAGUUUGGAAAAUGGGAGUGAGCUUGCCAUUUAUUACUGCCAUCUGGGAGGCUGCUAAGGGGCCGGUUGUUCAGAUCAGCUAGUUGUGUACGACUCUGUGUUGUCAUUUCUCUUUCUAUAUGGUAACUCAUGUUUUAAAGGAAUAUGUGAAUGAAAUAAUACCAUUGCUGUUCUUGAAAACUGCAUUUUUUAUUUUGCUAGGAUUUUUCUAAUGAAAACUUAAAGCCUUGAAA
Molecule: messenger RNA, 2668 nt
Organism: Ochotona curzoniae (black-lipped pika)
Lineage: Eukaryota; Metazoa; Chordata; Mammalia; Lagomorpha; Ochotonidae
Gene: METTL14
Product: methyltransferase like 14
Exons: 11
Coding region: 100-1470 (456 amino acids)
Cellular component (GO): RNA N6-methyladenosine methyltransferase complex; nucleus
Molecular function (GO): mRNA binding
Source: RefSeq, a predicted model, not a curated record